AUGAGAAUAAAUUUCUUUAAAGAAAAAAAUAAGAUACGAUUAAAUAAGAACCUCGAUUUUGAUUCAGAUAUAGCUAUAUCUAAUGCGAACAAUGAAUCAAACAAUUAUUUAACAGCCAAUAGUGAUAAUGAAUAUGAUCAUUAUGGCUUUGAAAAAAAUAAAGAAUAUACACAAGAAAAUAAUGAUGAUAAUAAGAGAAACUUAGAAAAGUACAAAAAGAAGAUUGAAAGGAGAUGGCAACUAUAUUUUACAUUUAAAAGAGAUAUAAAAAAAAGUUAUUAUUUAAAAUCUUUAAUAAGAAAAGGAAUACCCGAUAAAUUAAGACCAGACAUUUGGCCAUAUUUAUUGGACAGCAUGGUGUUAUGUUUAAAAUAUCCCACCAUUUAUGAAAAAUGUUUAAAUAGUGAACUAGAAUCCAAGGUCUUAAGUCAAAUUGACUUGGACAUUAUACGAACCUUUCCUCAUAAUAAAAAUUAUCGAUUAAAUUCACCAGGAUUGGUUCAAUUAAAGAAUGUAUUACGAGCAUUCGCAGUUUAUAAGCCAAAAAUAAAUUAUUGUCAGAGUAUGAAUUUUAUUGCUGCAAUUACUUUAAUAUUUUUAAAAGAAGAACUAGCAUUUUGGUCGAUAGUACAAUUAAUUGAUUCAGAUUAUUCACAUGAAAAAAUAAAUAUUAGUGAUUAUUAUAAUAAUGAAAUGAGAGGAUUACGUAGAGAUAUAAUUGUGAUAGAAGAAUUAAUAAGGGUGAAAUUGCCUGAUGUCCAUUUACGUCUAAAAGAAUUUGAUGUUGAUCUUUCGUGGAUAUGCUCAGAAUGGCUCUUGUGUCUAUUUUGUACAACCUUUCCGAUUACUACUACAUUACGUAUAUGGGACUGCUUAUUUUAUGAGGGAGAUAAAAUAAUUUUUAGAAUAACCUUAGCCCUUUUUAAAUUGAAUCAACAAAAAUUAUGCGAACUUAAUUCUUUAGAAUCUAUUCUUUUAUUAUUUAAAGAAACCACAAAAAAUAUGUUUGAAUGUGAUAAAUUAAUGUAUAUUGCGUUUAACGAAAUUGGCGUCUUAAAAAAGAAAACCAUAAGAAAGCUAAGAUUAAAAGCGGAGGAUAUUAUUAAAAAUGCCGUACCGUAA
Molecule: messenger RNA, 1122 nt
Organism: Plasmodium reichenowi
Lineage: Eukaryota; Apicomplexa; Aconoidasida; Haemosporida; Plasmodiidae
Product: GTPase-activating protein, putative
Exons: 11
Coding region: 1-1122 (373 amino acids)
Source: RefSeq, a predicted model, not a curated record